Impatiens glandulifera is the source of this 750-nucleotide messenger RNA. RefSeq names its product 14-3-3-like protein. Lineage: Eukaryota; Viridiplantae; Streptophyta; Magnoliopsida; Ericales; Balsaminaceae. Bases 1 to 750 code for a protein of 249 amino acids. Gene Ontology annotation, cellular component: cytoplasm. The record is from RefSeq and is a predicted model, not a curated record. The transcript is spliced from 3 exons. Gene Ontology annotation, biological process: signal transduction.
AUGGCAGCGGAACCAUCUGCCCGCGAUCAGAAUGUAUAUUUGGGAAAGUUGGCUGAACAGGCUGAGAGGUACGAGGAAAUGGUUGAGUUCAUGGAAAAGGUUUCAGCUUCUUUGGAAUCUGAGGAACUUACCAUCGAAGAGAGGAACCUUCUAUCUGUAGCUUACAAAAAUGUGAUCGGAGCUAGAAGGGCCUCUUGGCGUAUCAUUUCUUCCAUUGAACAGAAGGAAGAGAGCCGUGGGAACGAGGACCAUGUCUCAAUUAUCAAAGAUUAUAGAUCGAAGAUUGAGUCAGAACUUUCUUCGAUCUGUGAUGGGAUUCUUAAGCUGCUUGAUUCCAGGCUCAUUCCAUCGUCUUCAUCAGGAGAUUCUAAAGUAUUUUAUCUCAAGAUGAAAGGCGAUUAUUAUCGUUAUCUUGCUGAAUUCAAGAUCGGUGAAGAGAGAAAGGAGGCAGCUGAGAAUACCCUCACAGCAUAUAAAGAAGCUCAGGAUAUCGCAAAUACAGAGCUGGCUCCAACACAUCCCAUUCGUCUAGGACUCGCUCUUAAUUUUUCGGUUUUCUAUUAUGAAAUUUUGAACUCUCCUGAUCGUGCUUGCAAUCUUGCAAAGCAGGCCUUUGAUGAAGCAAUUGCUGAGUUGGACACUCUAGGGGAAGAGUCUUACAAGGACAGUACAUUGAUCAUGCAGCUCCUUAGGGACAACCUUACUUUGUGGACCUCAGAUAUGCAGGUAAUAAUUUUUUUUAAACAAUAA